GGUCGGGCGUAUGAGGCAGCCCUCGCCGCCGCCGCCGCCGCUGCCGCCGCCGGGCUCGCUGCGGGAUGUGGUGCUGGACGUGGCCCCGGCGCUGAGCGGCCGCGCUGCCGCCGCCGCCGCCGCUAUGGGAACGAAAGCGAACGGUGCCAUGCUCCCGGAGCGCCUCCGCCUGCCCGUCUGCUUCCUGGGCGUCUUCGCCUGCUACUUCUACUACGGUAUCCUGCAGGAAACUAUCACACGGGGUCGCUACGGCGACGGAGCGAAGCAGGAGAAGUUCAAGUACGCCCUGACGCUGGUCUUCAUCCAGUGCGUGAUCAACGCUGCCUUCGCCAAGCUCCUGAUCCGUUUUUUCGAUGCUGUCAAAGCAGAUCGCACCCGGAGCUGGCUCUACGCUGCCUGCUCCCUUUCCUACCUGGGUGCCAUGGUUUCCAGCAACUCAGCCCUGCAGUUUGUCAGCUACCCCACCCAGGUGCUGGGCAAGUCCUGCAAACCCAUCCCAGUCAUGCUGCUGGGAGUGACUCUGCUGCGCAAGAGAUAUCCCCUGGCCAAGUUCCUCUGCGUGCUGCUGAUCGUGGCCGGGGUGGCUCUCUUCCUCUACAAGCCCCAGAGGGGAGCUGCCCCUGAGGAGCACACCUUUGGCUAUGGAGAGCUGCUCCUGCUGCUCUCCCUGACCCUGGACGGCCUGACCGGGGUGGCCCAGGACCACAUGAGGGCUCACUACCAGACGGGCUCCAACCACAUGAUGCUCAACGUCAACCUCUGGUCCACCUUGUUCCUGGGGGCCGGGAUUCUGUUCACUGGGGAGCUCUGGGAGUUCCUGAGCUUCACCGAGCGCUACCCCAGCAUCAUCUACAGCAUCCUGCUCUUCGGCCUCACCAGCGCCCUGGGGCAGAGCUUUAUCUUCAUGACUGUGGUGUACUUCGGGCCCCUGACCUGCUCCAUCAUCACCACCACUCGCAAGUUCUUCACCAUCCUGGCCUCUGUCAUCCUCUUUGCCAACCCCAUCAGCAGCCUGCAGUGGGUGGGCACCAUCCUGGUGUUCCUGGGCCUUGGACUGGAUGCCAGAUUUGGGAAGGGAGUGAAGAAGACAUCCCACUGAGGACUGCUUGGUCUCUGCAGCUGCCAUGGACUCUAACUUAUUGUCUUGUGCCUCCAGGCUGAGCUCUGGAGCUGGCCUCAGGAUAGGUAAUGCCAGGGGGGGAGCAUUUGGAUGGCCUUUGGUUCAGCUUUGGCUGGGGGGCUGAGCACUGAAUUGUCUCAACAUGGAACUGCCUGAGGUGGAAGUGGCACUGAGGCUUCUCCUUUCUCUUCCCUUCUUCUGUUUCCCCCCCUCCUGGUGAUCCCAGCUGCACUGCUGGAUCCCAGCAGCAGGACUAAACAUUCUUGCCUUAACAGGAGACCAAAGCAGAGCUUCAUGUCUGUAGGGAAGGAAAGAGAAGCCCAAAGGCAGGCAAGGGCCACAGCUGCAGGACCUCGGGGGGAGGUGGCUGAGCCCAGGGGGGAGCAGCAGCACAACCUCUCUGCUCUGUUAAGAGCUCUCUCAGUGCAGAGCUCCUGGAUUAAAGGCCUGUG
This is a messenger RNA of Dryobates pubescens (Downy woodpecker), 1572 nucleotides long. It is a transcript of the gene SLC35B1, whose product is annotated as solute carrier family 35 member B1. Gene Ontology annotation, cellular component: Golgi membrane; endoplasmic reticulum membrane. Gene Ontology annotation, molecular function: UDP-glucose transmembrane transporter activity; UDP-galactose transmembrane transporter activity. The record is from RefSeq and is a predicted model, not a curated record. Gene Ontology annotation, biological process: UDP-galactose transmembrane transport. The transcript is spliced from 9 exons. Lineage: Eukaryota; Metazoa; Chordata; Aves; Piciformes; Picidae. Bases 11 to 1099 code for a protein of 362 amino acids.